Messenger RNA from Neofelis nebulosa (Clouded leopard), 3945 nucleotides. Its product is annotated as vesicle transport protein GOT1B-like. Gene Ontology annotation, biological process: retrograde transport, endosome to Golgi; endoplasmic reticulum to Golgi vesicle-mediated transport. Gene Ontology annotation, cellular component: membrane; endoplasmic reticulum. Lineage: Eukaryota; Metazoa; Chordata; Mammalia; Carnivora; Felidae. The record is from RefSeq and is a predicted model, not a curated record.
CAUAAAAAUCAUUUUUAAUGAUCCUAUCCAUUUUGUUUAUCCCCUUUUGAAACCUCAAUGAACUUCACCUCUUUGCACGUUUUCUCAGCUACCUGUUUACAUAAGUUUCAGUCUUUAAAAUUUACUUUGUUUCCAAAUUCAAAGAUGCUUCUGUCUAUUCUAAAUUUGAAUCCCAGCAUCACUACCUGUUAGCUCUGUGAUACUGGGAAAUAAUAGACUCUCUGAGCUUCAAUUUUAUAUCUAUGAAAUUGGGGGUAAUAAUCCUACUUCUCUUGCAAGUUUUUGGGAAUUGUUUGAGAUUUUACAUGUAGGUUGUUGAGCAGCGUCUGGAACAUUUUGAAUGCUCAGUGAGUACUGGCUGCUCUCACCUCCUCAUCAUUAUUACCAGUGGUAGCAGCCGAGGUAUUAUAAAUGUAUUCUCAUCAUAAUUAGGUUAAUCAUGGUUAAGAGUAAGGAUAUAGGGUCAGUGAACCUAAAUUUUAACCCCACCUACAUCGUCUACUUCCUGUGUAACCUUAGGUGAGCUGUUUAACUCUUAACUCAGUUUCUUCAUCUUGAAAUGUGGAUAACAACAUGAUGCUUGGGAAGAAUUAAAUAAGAAAAUACAUGAGAAUGCUUACAACAGUGCCUCACACAUAGUAUGUACUCAGUUAAUGGUUGUCAUUAGGUCUCUGGCCUUUCUCGGUCACCUUUUCCUCUUUUUAUUUGUCUCCGUUGUUUUCCGUGUCUCUUAGAUCUAGGUACUCUUCCAAGUCUGUACUUUCUUGGUCUGUAUCAACCAUACACUACAUGCCAGUGACAGCUGAAUCUACUUCUCAGGCUAUGACUUUUCUCCCAAGCUCUAUAUUGCUGUAUUUCUAGCUACCUGCUAGGCAUCUAAUCUAUCCCCUAAAGAUUUAUUUUCUGUUUUCUGUCUUACUGAAGCAUGAGAAUCAUCUUUGAUUUAUCCCUUGCCAUUAUCACAUCCCCCAGUACACACAAACCCAAGUGGUAACCAAGUUGUGUAAGUUUUAUCUGAGAAAUUUUCUUUAAAUCAGUCCCCUCAUUUUUAAUCCCAUCACUACUACCUUUGUUCAGGCCCUUACCACCUCUUAUCCAACCCUAACUGUCUUGUUGAUUGUCCUUACUAUCCACUUCUCUGCAGCUCCAUGUUAUACAUUGCUGUCAGUGUUAUCUUCUUAAAAUACUCGUAUGAUCAGAAUCAUUCAUCUUAAAGCUCUUCGUUAAUUUCUACUUGCUUUCACGUUACAGCACAGGCAGACAGGAAUUUAUGUUAAGAAAUGUAAAAUUAAUCAUGAGUUAGGAAACCACUGAAGGAUUUUAAAGAGAAGUGUGACAUGAUCUUACUUACAUUUUUCAACUGUAUCUCUUCGCAUCUUUUAAGUAGUUGCCCUAGAGAUUACAGUAUGCAUCUUCAACCUACCAUAAUCGUCCUAGCUUAAGUAUUACAAUAUGCUUCCUUGGAGUUAAUAUUAUACCACUGUAUAUACAAUGUAAGAAUCUUGCAGCAGUAUAGUGUGGGAGCAAGAUCAUUUUUCUGUGUCCCAAACAUUCAGAUUUCUCUAUCUUUUGACCCUUGUUUUUUCCCCAAACUGCUCUUACAUUCCUCUUCUCUUCUCCAACCGACUUCUUGAAUAAAUAUCUACCAUAUUAGCUUCCUCUGCUUUCUUAUCAUCACAUAUUCUCUGACCCAUCCCAAUCUAAUUUCUGCCCCAUACACUAUCCUAAUUCUACCACUGCAAAAGCAAUCUCAAGUUUAUUUGUUAACAAGUUGCCAGAUCUCAUGCCCUCUUCUUGGUUCUUAUUUCUAUUGAAUCUAUUACUGCUCAAUAAUAUUUGACACUGACAACCACUUCUUCCUUCUUAGACUUCCUUUCCUUUGACUGCUCUGACGCUGGACUCCAAUAUAGGUAGCAUGUUUUUGACUGAAUGCUUAGCCUUUAGUUGAACAGUGAAUGUAUGUAAGACUCCCAUCUCCCAAACUACAACACCCCUUCUCCUUAGAGAACUUCUAAAACACUUUGUCUAUAAUAUUUUUAAAAAUGGCUUGAGUGGUCUUAAAGCUGGGGUAGGAGUGGCUGCAUCUUUCCAGAAGAUGUGGUGGUUCUUGCCUGGGCUGCUUCCUGGCGCUUCUCUUGACUUUGCUUCACGCCCUGGGCACCCCGAGGUUCUUUUGCAACUGCUCUCACCAUUGGCAGCCAUGAUCUCCUUACCGGACACCCAGAGAAUUGGAGUGGGAUUAACAGGAUAUGGAGUAUUUUUCCUGUUCUUUGGAAUGAUUCUCUUAUUUGACAAAGCACUACUGGCUAUUGGAAAUGUUUUAUUUGUGACUAGCUUGGCUUUUGCAAUUGGUUUACAAAGAACAUUCAGAGUCUUCUUCCAAAAACAUAACAUGAAAGCUACAAGAUUUUUCCUGGGUGGUAUAUUUGUUGUCCUUGUUGGUUGGCCCUUCGUAGGCAUGAUCUUUGAAAUUUAUGAUUUUUUUCUUGUUUUCAGGGGCUUCUUUCCUAUGGUCACUGGCUUUAUUAGAAGAGUGCCAGUCCUUGGGUUCCUCUUGAAUUUACAUGGAAUUAGAUCAUUUGUUGAUAAAGUUGGAGAAAGCAACAAUAUGGUAGAAAGACAAGUGAAUUGGGGAUUCAUUUAAAAUAUUGUAUUAUUUAUAAAGUCCUUUGAAGAAUAUUCAGCACAAAAUUAAAUUACAUGAAAUAGCUUGUAAUGUUUUUUACAGAAGUUUAAAACUUAGAUCCCACCAAGUACCAAUAGCAGUUAAAAAGCAAUGAAAGCAGUCUUCUAAUCAAGUGAUCUAAGAAGUCAGCAAGGAAACUGAAGGAGUGAAAUCUUUGUUACAAUACAUAUUGAAACUCUUGAGGAUGAUUUUUAUUGUUUUUCUGCAGUGUGGGAAAUACAGCCAUCAUUGGAGAACUGUGGUUCUGUUUCUUUUCUUUUUCUUUUGAAGAUGCAGGAGCACCCAUAGGCAUUUGCUUUUUGGAAAUAUCCACUGGAAUGGCAAAAGUAUUUCCAGUUGCAUUGUGUCUCUGAAAGUGAUAACAUGAGUUAGAUUGGAUUAUGUCAUUUUAAUGUAUUAAAGCCAAGGAAAACCCAGUUUUGAUGUAUGAAAGUCGUUCGACUUUUUUUUUGGUAACAUGGUUAAAAUUUUUAAAAAGUGCUCAAAAUUUUUUGUUUUUUUUAUUUUUUGUUUUAUUUUUUUAAGUUUAUUUUUAUUUAGUUUGAGAGAGAGAGAGAGAGAGGGAGAGAGAGAAUCCCAAGCAGGCUCUGCACGGCCAGCACAGAGCCUGAUGUGGACUUGAACCACGAACCAUGAGUUCAUGACCUGAGCCGAGAUCAAGAGUCAGAUGCUUAACUGACUGAGCUACCCAGGUGCCCAAGUGCUCAAAAUUUUUUUAAAUAAUGAAGGGAUAAAAUGUACUCAGUCACCUGUAUUUAUACUUUAUCCUUGACACUACUACUUCACUUAUAGCUUAUAUUUAUUGAUUUUUAUGAAGGACCUUCUUUAAAGCUUUAAACUCCUUUCUUGGUUAGUCCUUUGAUGUGUGACGUAGUAAAGGUUUGCACUCUUGGGUUUAUAAAUUCUACUACUUUUAUAUCCCAGACCCAUCUCCUAGUGUCUAAACGGACUUCUCCCUUACCCACUCCAGUUACCUGUUCGUUUUGCAUUCCCUGUCUCAGCACCACGCACACUCACUUAUUCAGGCCAGUGACUGGAGUUACCCUUGAUUCCUGAGUCUCCCCUGUCAGCUUUUCCCAAGCACAUCUUAAUUUUGUUUCCAAGUUAUUUAUUUUAUCCGUCUGUGUGCCACCACCAUCGCCCCUUCUUUCCUGCUGUGGUAAUUGAAGUCCUCAGUAUUUCUUCUCUGGCUUGUUAGAUUAAUUUUCGUCUUCACUCUAUCCCCUUCUCCAAAUUACAACUGGAAUUAUUGCUCUAAA